AUGCUCGGCACAGAGGACCGAUUGCGGCGUGCAGACCAAGAGGACGAGGUCGACGACGACGGACAGUAUGCGGAAGAAUCGCCACUGCUAAGGACAUUGGCCCAAACAUUGCCAUCCGACGACGAUAGCAGCCCCAGUGCGUAUUCUCGACCUGGCGGCUCAUUGCCAACCGUCUUCAAGGUCACCGUCGCGGCUAGCGUCAUUAUUUUAAUAUCAGACGUGGUCGCCAGCGUGCCCAUGACGCCCCGGCUAGUCAUUUUUGAGGAUAUUCUAUGUCGCAACUAUUACGAUGCAUGGGGAGGGAGCGGCGAUUCUCGAAUGGGCGACUGCAAAGUUGAGCCCGUGCAGGCGGAGCUGGCUGUCAUUAACGGUUGGAAAGAAACGUUUGAUACUAUCCCAGGCGUCCUGGUUUCCAUUCCCUAUGGUGCUUUGGCAAAUCACAUUGGUCGCACCAAUGUCCUCCUGCUGGCUCUCUUUGGCAGCUUGUUGAGCGAGUGCUGGCUCGCCAUAGUAUCAACAACAACACCAGGCUGGCUGCCGCAAAAACUGCCGCUGCGCGCCAUGUGGUUCUCUGGCGUCUUUCAACUGAUCGGAGGCGGCGGAGCAACUGUAAUGGCCAUGUGCUACACUAUGAUUGCCGACAUGUGUACGCCACAGCAAAGCAUUGGCAUCCUGGCGGCAACCUUGGUCGUUGUACUACUGUUUCUCGGUCGCUACCUUCCUUCGUCGCCCCCGAAAUACGAGCCUAUAUGUGGCAAAGACCAUCAUGACGAUGGAAUUGUAUCCUCGAACCCUGUUAUUGACUCUGUCGCCGCCACCAAUCUGCAGAAACCUGCAUCGGCUUCGACAUCAGUCAAUGCCGUUGGCCAUUGGCUGUCGAGAGAUGUAUUGCUAAUGCUCGUGGCCUUUUUCUGCUGCCAGCUUAGUCGUCAAUUCUCGAGCGUGUUACUCCAGUUCAGCUCAUUCAAAUUCAGCUGGGACUAUGCAAAGGCGUCUUACCUCCUCCCUCUUCGUGCGGGAAUCAACCUAGCCGUACUAUUCUGGGUGAUUCCUCACCUCGUCCGAUUCUUCACCCAGCAAAGAGGCCUCGUUCAGUGGCAGGCGGACAAGUACGUCACGCUGAUCAGCGGUGUCUGCCUCGCCAUCGGAUCCGUCUUGAUCUUUCUCUCGGCCAACCCGCUUGGCCUGGUGCUUGGCCAGAUAUUGAUCGCGUUGGGCUUUAGCUUCACAGUCACGGCGCGCAGCUUCCUCACGGCCAUGGUGGAACCGCGGUUCCUGAGCCUGCUGUACUCUGGCGUCACGUCCGUCACGUAUGCUGGCCUCAUUGUCGGAGGGCCGGUCUUCUCCACGGCCUUGAAGUGGGGUCUGAAGCUGGGCGGGAUAUGGAUCGGCUUGCCUUUUCUCGUGGCUGCCAUUUUGUUUACUGUCGCAACCCUGACGACGUUGGCGGCAACGGUGACUGGGUGA
Messenger RNA from Beauveria bassiana ARSEF 2860, 1467 nucleotides. RefSeq names its product MFS multidrug transporter. Gene Ontology annotation, molecular function: transmembrane transporter activity. The transcript is spliced from 5 exons. Gene Ontology annotation, biological process: transmembrane transport. Lineage: Eukaryota; Fungi; Ascomycota; Sordariomycetes; Hypocreales; Cordycipitaceae. The record is from RefSeq and is a predicted model, not a curated record. Gene Ontology annotation, cellular component: membrane. The coding region runs from base 1 to 1467 and encodes 488 amino acids.